Elaeis guineensis (African oil palm) is the source of this 803-nucleotide messenger RNA. RefSeq lists its product as uncharacterized. NCBI's taxonomy places the organism in Eukaryota, Viridiplantae, Streptophyta, Magnoliopsida, Arecales, Arecaceae. The record is from RefSeq and is a predicted model, not a curated record.
UGUAUGCGGGUUGCCAUCCCAGGGACUGGAUCCUCUUAUUAUUAUUCCCUUGCAUUCUGACACAAAGGAAACCCAAGAAAAAGAAAGAUAAAGGAAAGGAGAAAAGAUCUUAGCUGCUGGGUUGUUCGAUCUUUUUUUUCUGAGAAGAAAUUAAGGAGAAGAGAGAGAUGGGGAAUUGCAUCGACCGGCAGAAGGAGACGACGUGGGUGGACGACGAUGACUGGGAGUCGGAAGAGAGACCCAUGCAAUAUUGUCCAAGGAAGGAGCUGAAGGCUGGAGAAGCGGCAGAUGAGAGGGAGAAGGGAGGGGUGGGUUCGACCACCGAGGUGAAGGUGAAAAUUACCAAGAAGCAGCUAGAGGAGCUGCUGCAGAGAGUUGAGGGCAGAGGGUUGCCGAUCCAACAAGUCCUGAAAGAUCUAUUGAGCAUGGAUGAAGUUUCUCUUCAAGAGCGUGCACGGCACUGGAGACCAGCCCUGCAAAGUAUACCAGAGUUCCCUGAGUAGAGAAGAUGGCCAUGCAUGAUAGGCUAGCUACAUGAUGAUGAUGAUGAUGAUGAUGAAUGGUUAUUUUCUUUUGCUUUUUCUUAUUCUUUUUCCUUUUUCUUUUUUGGGGGUUGUGGUGGCAUCCAUUUAACUCCAUUUCUCCUUGAAGGGUUAGUUUGUAGAUUUUAGGCCAGGUAAUGUAAAUUGUGGAGGAGGAAUGGAUCUAGCUAGAAGGAUUAAUUUCCAUUUAGUUUUUUGGCCCUCUUGAUUGUACACAUAUCAGUUGAGUACAUAUAUUAUGACAUAAUAUUUAUUAGGUCC